This is a messenger RNA of Cryptococcus deneoformans JEC21, 2042 nucleotides long. RefSeq names its product expressed protein. The transcript has 4 exons. The record is from RefSeq and is a predicted model, not a curated record. Lineage: Eukaryota; Fungi; Basidiomycota; Tremellomycetes; Tremellales; Cryptococcaceae. The coding region runs from base 504 to 1997 and encodes 497 amino acids.
AGAAGAGCUGCGCAGUGCGUGCGGUGUGUCCUGCUACGUAUAUACCUGCUGUCGAUCGUUCUAUUUGAACUUCCUGCAUCUCAGGCAUUUUCAACAUAUCCCAUAUGGUUUGUACUAAGGAAGAUCAUAGUAUUCAAUGAAAUACAUCGUGUAAGAUAAAGCCUGUGGAGAUCAACAUCUUUCCGACUAUCCUUUCAUUACCAGCUCCCGAGCCGAAAGACAUGUAUCAAAGGAGGAUCUAUCUCUCCCAAGAGAGUACUCUCUUGGAAUGGCUGAUAUGGUAGAGCGCGUGAAAUUAAUGCUCACUACUUUAUACACUCAAUCUAUAUAGCUGGAAUUCAUUGGUACUUGUUUGUGCGCCUUCGGCCAACUUAGCAAACGCACGUCGAAUCACAGGAGCAAGGGCUGGCCCUCAAAAUCAACGAAAGAAAAGGCAAAUAGGAAGCCAGAACGACGACCAAAGGUGCUCAUAAAAAAAGAUCUCAUGACCUUCCUCGGCCCCCAUGCCGAGAGACCUUGGACAGCGCGCUCAAGACUUCCGAGAAAGUUGGCUCGCACCGUCAGGGGGAUGGCUCUCCGAAAUCACAAUUAUUAUCUCCGACCUGACAGGGAUAUGGGACAUCAUCAUCCUGUCUGGCUUCUUUGUAGCUGGAUGGAUCGUGAUACGUACAAGUCCGAUGGAGAUUUCGAUGAUCCUUGCUUUGGCGUUCGACCUUGCUAUUCCAUUGCAGUAUCAAAACGACGAUUAUCUCGAAAAGAAACACGACAAACACCUGGAGAAUUACUGGCCGACGUUCGUCAUGGGCUGCCUUAUCGAAGGCGUCGCUUUCUUCUUACUCCAUCCGGACCUGUUCACGUUGAUAGUAUGUUUAAAGACGAGCGCCUUGACGAUCAUGUGGAUGAGUCGGGAUCAGGGCGCAUCAUCUAUCAAAGUGAGAUCUAGGUCAUCGAAGUCCUCCAACAAUGAAACCUCCAAAUCAAGGCCAACCUCACAACCGAAGUCCAGAUCCUCCAAACCUCCCGAUCCUCCUAUUCCUGCAAACAUGCCCAUCUCCACCCAUAUCUCCAACCCAUACAAAUACCUCCAUCGCGCGGGCUACGCAGAUCCCGCGGUCGCGGGUAUGAUUCUCGCUCUCAACUCUGUCGAUAAAGAGGGAGCGAAAAAAAAUAUGAAUGUGUGGGUGAAGGAGAAGGAUAAAAAAGAGGUAGACAGGAGGAAUAAGGAUUAUGCGGAGAGGGCGAGGAAGGCUGGAUGGCCUGAUAAGUUCGGAAGUCAUGGACAGGAAGCUGAAGGAGGAGAAGGAGGGAAGUUGAAGAUACCGGAAGAUUCUGUAAAGAAGGCGGAAGAAGCGAUGAGACUGGAGAAAGUCCCCGCUGAUGAACGUAAAAAAGUGCUCUCGCUACUGGAGAAUCCGAAAUCGGAAAGUGAGAUUCAAAUGGCUGCAAAGAUCUUGGAACGAAUGGGUAUACCCGUCGAAGGACCCAAGAAGGAUAGAACUCAGCAGAGUCGAGGAGGCAACUCAAGCAAACCAGAAAGCAAGGUGAAACACAAAUUCGGAGAGUCGGAUGGUCAAGGUGGUUAUCGUGAUAUUCAACUAACAAAAGAUACUGUGCAAAAACUCGCUAAAGGAAUGGUGAGACGAGGUUGGUCAGAAGCGGAUGUCAACCAAUGGUACACAUACCUACAACGACCCUUCUCUCGACGUGAAGUAGAGACCAAAGUCAUCCCCUUGGCGAAAUCGGUCGAUGUCUACCUCGGCGGAGGAUAUACGGGCGGUGGACCUCAUAGGUUUGACACCAAGAAGCUGCAGGCGCUCAAACCGCAGUUGAGGGAUAAGUGUGGGGUGGAUAGUAAUUUUGCGGAGCAUAUGAUUUUGGUUGCAAUCAAUCAGCCGACGGCGAACAAAUCUCAGGGGAUGUUUAAUAGGUGGUUAACCAAUGGUUUGUCCAGAGCUGAGUUUGAACAGUUGAGGAAGACGGGUCCGGAUUGGGCUUAAUGGGUUCUUUUUUGUCAUCAACUUCAAUGCAAGCAUGUGUGGAAC